Messenger RNA from Bactrocera dorsalis (oriental fruit fly), 2506 nucleotides. Its product is annotated as transmembrane reductase CYB561D2. The record is from RefSeq and is a predicted model, not a curated record. The transcript has 3 exons. Gene Ontology annotation, molecular function: transmembrane monodehydroascorbate reductase activity. Bases 1651 to 2460 code for a protein of 269 amino acids. Lineage: Eukaryota; Metazoa; Arthropoda; Insecta; Diptera; Tephritidae.
UUUGUUUGCUUCUUUGCCUGAAAAAGCCGAUGUAAGGUAAGCAUUUUGAGACGACAGAGGGGAUCCAGGAAGCAUGCACCUCGGCUCUCAAGGUUUUCCAAAUGCCUUCCGUGACUCCUUCAAUGCUUUAAAAUCACGCUGGCAGCGCUGCAUCGACGCUGAAGGAGCCUAUUUUGAAAGUUUUUGAAGAAUUGCAAAGAUUGGUUCAAUAAAUGUUUUUAAGUCGACUCAAUCUUAUUACUUUCCGCACAAACUCUGUUGUAUAGUCGGCUCUCAAAACGUGCUUUCGCCGAAACCACGUUUCCAGACUCAGUGAAAAAAUUUAUCUCUUAGCCCAAGCCAAUCUCUACUCUUCUUCCUUGCAGCUAAGUCUCUAAUGCACUUUCAACGCCGCAAUAUAUCAAGCUUUCGGCUUCAAACCCGCAUUGCUGGGUUUUGUCUUCGGCCUAGUCUUCUAUGCCAAACCAGCACCCUCGGCAAUCCCGGACAAGGUUUCCUCUUCGAUCAUAUUAAUGCUUUCGAGGACUGAGCCUGAAGGACCUUAACAACUCGUCAUUGUAGAACUACAAACGCUGUGAACAGAUUCUUCACAGCAGAGGUAUAGCCGCAAGUGAACUCACUGUGCCCACCGGUGGUAGCGACCACUUCUCCAAACGACGUUUGAGCUGAUAUCGCAGUCCGCUUUUUAUCCAUGGUGUACUCCAUAUUAAGUUUUUUUUCAGGAAAGCUUUAUCUCUAUCGCUUUAUACCUAUUAGCAAUGGCAGAGGUAGCUAUAAAUUCUCCUCCUUUAAUUUCGUAUGCAAAGCGGAGGAUGAAUAUCUCUGCAUUAGCUAGACGUCAUCUGCACUAGGCUAGUUGCUAGUUGCCAAGCCUAGACUGUAAUGUCAGCAACGUCCACUGCCAAGUCACCACUCGCGUAGAGGAUAUACAUAGCUAAGAUUACUACUAUACAGCAAAGAAAUGCUGCACAUCUUUUCGGCCUGAAACCACAACCCUAAUGUUGCUACAGAUUUGUGUAGAACAAUUAACUUAAAAGAUAGCAAAACAAACUUCGAAUACAGAUACUUUCUGGUGACUUACAAGAACUCACAACAAAGCUCAAGCAAUCCGCGCAAAUAUCUUAGAUCUUAUUGAAGUUCUUCAAAGACACAACCACGUUCAUUCAUAUAAAACAAUACAACAAACAACGCAGCAUAUCGACAGCGAGGGCAGAGCGGCCUAAUUGAACAACGGCGGCAAAGGUGCAAGCGCCGAUAAGUUGCCAAGAAAGUAUCUGGGGCUGUACACAAAAUCAAUCACGGCUGCAUAUGCCCGCCAGUACAUAGCUGCGGCUUGACACACUGAUAAAGACAUUGAGAAGCAAUGAUAAAAACUACAAAACAAAAAUAAGAAAACAAGCAUAUUAAUCACGAGUCGAUGUCGUAGUGGGUGGAGACGCAAUCAGCCACAUGCAAUGGAAGACAAUGAUGAUACGCCGGGGAAUGCUUUUUUUUACAUAUCGAAACAAAAUUUCGGUUGGAAUACAAUGAUUGCAAAAACAGUAAUAGGCGAAACGCGCUCUCAGCCGGAGCGCAAACGCAAACGCAAAUUACAGUGGAAAUAAAAUCUUAUGUUUUUAGAUAAAUACGAAAAGCUACGCAAAAAUCGAAAUGACACGUCGUGGCAAAUUCGUAGUGAAUAAAGUAAGCAAUGCUAGAAUACAUUUCAUUAGGGACACACCGGCACCACAGAGCACGGCGCCGCAACAGUGCCACAAUGUGAGCAGCAGCACACCUGCGCAAGUGGGUUGCGGACGGCCCGCUCCGCCACCCACGCUCACACUCACACAGAAGCUCGAAUUCGUAGUGACGCUCGUUAAUCGGCUGCUAAUCGGUUUCGUAACAGUUUACUUGUGCUGGAUGAGUCUGCGUUUGGAUAGCAAGGAUAUUCCAUGGCAUGCGGUGUUUUGUACACUGGGCUUUCUCUGCUUGAUGUCCGAAGGUCUGAUGGCCUACUAUCGUGGCAACGCUUGUACGCAGGUGUGUCAUCGGCCGGAGAAGGCACGUUUGCAUUGGGUGUUACAGUUGUGCGGCUCCAUAAUCGGUCUCAUUGGCAUUGUGAUUAAAAUGUGUUUGGAGGAGGUGCACUUUCACACGCGUCACGGCAUCAUAGGUCUGGCUACCAUGGUUAUUUUGUUUAUCAGCUUGUUAAGCGGUCUCAGCUCACUUUACGCCGCCGAACUGAAGGGACGCCUGCAACCACGUUUUAAUAAAACAUUGCACAAUAUUAUUGGCCUAAUUACGUUUACAUUGGCCAUGCUAAGCAUGUAUUACUCGUUCGAGACGCAACUGUUUAACGAUUACUCGUUAGACGCAUCAACUUAUAUGGACUUCCGUUUUCUCUUGGAGAUUAUCACAAUUAUUAUAUUUGUGUUGACCGCUUAUGGCCCUAUGUGGUGCUUGUUUUAUAGUCGUUUGUGAAAUAAACGGAGAGUUAUAUAGUGAAUAAUAACAUUGAACAUUAGAA